Messenger RNA from Maniola jurtina (meadow brown), 780 nucleotides. RefSeq lists its product as uncharacterized. NCBI's taxonomy places the organism in Eukaryota, Metazoa, Arthropoda, Insecta, Lepidoptera, Nymphalidae. The transcript has a single exon. The record is from RefSeq and is a predicted model, not a curated record. The coding region runs from base 1 to 780 and encodes 259 amino acids.
AUGGAAGAUAUUGUACAACUAUUGAAAAAGAUACAAGAAGACAUUAAAGAAACAAAAGAUAGUGUCAAAAACAGUGAAAUAAAUUUACUUAACAAAAUCAACGAAAAAUUUGACGAUAUCCAAAGUAAACUGCAAAAUCUAGAGGUCACAGUUAGGUCACAAGAACAACGACUAGACCUUCUCGAAAAGCAAGCCAGGGAGAGAAAUAUCGUUAUUUUUGGUGUGGAGGAAAAAGAACAGAAUUACGAGGAUUUACAGAAUAAUUUCCUGAAGAUAUUCAGUGAUAUUACGAAAAUAGAUUGUACUAGUUUUGAAAUACAAGGUAUAAAAAGAAUUGGUAAAAAAUGCGAUAAACCUAGACCCGUUAUUGUUACAUUUUCUACAUUUAGGAGAAAAUUCGAAAUUUUACGCAACAAAAAAUCACUUGAACAAUUAAAUUACUAUAUAAAAGAAGAUUACCCACCAAAAAUUUUACAAAAAAGAAAAGAACUUCAAGAAAUUGCGAAGGAAGAGCGGGAAAAAGGCAAAAAAGUGAUAAUCAAAUAUGAUAAGUUAAUUGUCAUUCCACAAAAAGAGACAAGUGAAAACACAAAACGAGGAAGUAAACGCAAUCUUUCUGAAACUCCUCCUGACAAGAAUGGUAAAUUUACAAGGAAACCCAAAAAGACGACCCAAACCCAGAAAAGUAACAUCCUAACAUCUUACUGGACCGACAAAGGCACCCAAAAAUAUAACCAAAACGAAAAACACUUGAAUCCAGAGUCUACAGCAACACCUUAA